AUGAACAGGGGUAAAGGACUUGCUGUCUCUGUGGGCCGACGUGAAUUCACUAAAUGGACAGAGGACAUGGACAACCGACUCCUGAAUGCCAUGUUAGAUGAAGCUCGACUCGGUAACAGGGUGGAUGGUAGUUGGACAACCCAAGCAUACAAUAACAUGCUAAGCAAUCUACAUGAAGCAGGGUUUGUGAACCUUAACAAAAACAACGUUAAGAAUAGACAAAAAGUGUUGAAGGAAAAGUCGCGUGAGGUGCAUGACUUAUUUUGUUCACUAAGUGGAUUUGCGUGGAACAACAUAUCAAAGGUCUUUGAGGCUGAAGAUGAAGUGUGGGCAGAGUUGUUGCAGUCAAAGCCGCACGCAGCGAAGUGGCAAAGUACCCCUAUAAGGCAUUACGACCUGAUGGAGGAAUUAUGGUCAUCAGAUCGUGCAACUGGUGAGGGGGUGAGAACUGCUUCACAAGCUAGUCGGAUUCGCCAACAAAGGCGUUUAGAAGUUGAUUUGAAUGAUGAAAUGGAGUACACACCUGAGCCUCCAGGCUAUGAACCACGCGAGAAUGCUUACCCAUCCUCACCACCAUCCAUGGAUGAGUAUAGCCCAGGCCCUACCCAAAGUGUUCCUUCUGUACCAUCUGGUGGAACCUCAUCAUCUCGGGGAUCUAAAAGAAAGCACCCAUGA
Messenger RNA from Vigna unguiculata (cowpea), 675 nucleotides. RefSeq lists its product as uncharacterized. NCBI's taxonomy places the organism in Eukaryota, Viridiplantae, Streptophyta, Magnoliopsida, Fabales, Fabaceae. The record is from RefSeq and is a predicted model, not a curated record.